Molecule: messenger RNA, 1116 nt
Organism: Pipistrellus nathusii (Nathusius's pipistrelle)
Lineage: Eukaryota; Metazoa; Chordata; Mammalia; Chiroptera; Vespertilionidae
Source: the annotation of a GenBank genome assembly
AUGACAUUCCGUAAAGUAAACAUCAUCAUCCUGGUCCUGGCUGUUGUUUUCUUCUUACUGGUUUUGCACCAUAACUUCCUUGGCCUGAGCAGUUUGCUAAGGAAUGAGGUUUCAGAUUCAGGAAUUGUGGGGCUUCAGCCCAUAGACUUUAUCCCAAAUGCUCCCCAUGAUGCUGUAGAUGGGAGACAAGAGGAGGUUCCUGUGGUCAUUGCUGCAUCUGAAGAUAGGCUCGGGGGGACCAUUGCAGCCAUAAACAGCAUCCAGCACAACACUCGCUCCAAUGUCAUUUUCUACAUUGUUACGCUCAACCAUACAGCAGACCAUCUCCGGUCUUGGCUCAGCAGCAGUAUUCUGAAAAGCAUCAGGUACAAAAUUGUGAAUUUUGACACUAAACUUUUGGAAGGGAAAGUAAAGGAGGAACCGGACCAGGGGGAAUCCGUAAAACCAUUAACCUUUGCAAGGUUCUACUUGCCUAUUCUAGUUCCCAGCGCAAAGAAGGCUAUAUACAUGGAUGAUGAUGUGAUUGUGCAAGGUGAUAUCUUUGCACUCUACAAUACACCACUGAAGCCAGGACAUGCAGCUGCAUUUUCAGAAGAUUGUGAUUCAGCCUCUACUAAAGUUGUCAUUCGUGGAGCAGGGAACCAGUACAAUUACAUUGGAUAUCUUGACUAUAAAAAGGAAAGAAUCCGUAAGCUUUCUAUGAAAGCCAGCACCUGCUCAUUUAAUCCUGGAGUUUUUGUUGCAAACUUGACAGAAUGGAAAAGACAGAAUAUAACCAACCAGCUGGAAAAAUGGAUGAAACUCAAUGCAGAAGAGGGACUGUACAGCAGGACACUGGCUGGCAGCAUCACAACACCUCCUCUGUUGAUCGUAUUUUAUCAACAGCACUCCACCAUUGACCCCAUGUGGAACGUGCGCCACCUUGGCUCCAGUGCUGGAAAACGAUACUCGCCCCAGUUUGUCAAAGCUGCCAAAUUACUACAUUGGAAUGGGCACUUUAAGCCAUGGGGAAGAACUGCUUCAUAUACUGAUGUCUGGGAAAAAUGGUAUAUUCCUGACCCAACAGGCAAAUUCAGCCUUAUCAGAAGACAUACAGAGAUCUCAAACACAAAGUAA